Messenger RNA from Colletotrichum graminicola M1.001, 1104 nucleotides. RefSeq names its product methyltransferase domain-containing protein. The coding region runs from base 1 to 1104 and encodes 367 amino acids. The record is from RefSeq and is a predicted model, not a curated record. Lineage: Eukaryota; Fungi; Ascomycota; Sordariomycetes; Glomerellales; Glomerellaceae. Gene Ontology annotation, molecular function: methyltransferase activity. The transcript has 10 exons.
AUGGCCGAACCAACAACCAAGGAAGAGACCGUACCCCCAGCCGGGUCCGGGACCGCAUCUCCCUCCCAGCCCACGACUGCCUCCCCAGCCGUACCGGAUCCGCCUGAAAACGCCAAUGAGGCAGAGGUGAUCGAGCACGACGAUGUGGAUAAUGCCUCCGAAACUGCAUCCACGGUUGAUGAUCGAUGGUCGACUUACACUGGAUCUCUGACUUCGAGCGUGUUCGACUACCCUACAGAGCAUGGCCGUCGUUACCAUGCUUUCCGAUCUGGAUCAUACUGGGGUCCAAACGAUGAGACUGAGAUGGAACGUCUGGACUUCAAUCACAUGCUUAUUGUCAAAGUGAUCGGUAACAAGCUCUACCUGGCCCCCCUUGAUAAGAAUAAGAUCCACCGAAUUCUUGACGUUGGAACUGGGACGGGAGUGUGUGCGAUACAAAUGGGCGACGAGUUCCCCAACGCACAGAUCAUUGGAAACGACUUGAGCCCCAUUCAGCCGACUUGGGUUCCACCGAAUGUCAAGUUCGAAGUCGAUGAUGUUGAGAGCCCUUGGCUCAUCGCGGAGAAAUACGACUUCAUCUUCUGUCGAUACAUGGCUGGGUCUCUUGGAGACUGGCCCAAACUCAUGCGAAGAGUUUUCAGGAAUACAAACCCUGGUGGCUGGGUUGAAUUCCAAGACUAUAACCUCCGGUGGAAGUCGGAUGAUGGCUCAUUGACGGAGAAACACUUUACCAAUGAAGCUGUAAACAACUUCCUCGAAGCCUGCAAACUGGUGAAUCGUGAGCCGGCCCCGGGACCCAAGUUGGAGGGCUGGGUCAAGGACGCAGGCUUCGUCAACAUCACCCAUCAAAAAUUCAAAAUUCCCGUUGGGGACUGGCCUAAGGACCCUCACUACAAGGAGUGCGGCUUGAUCAACUUGAUGCAGACCCUCGAAGGCUUGGAGGGAUUCACCCUAAGAAUGUUUACUAGUGUGCUCGGAUGGACGAAAGAGGAGGUUAUCGUGCUCCUAGCGGAAGUACGUCGCGAGUUGAAGACUCGAACUUUUCACGCCUAUUUCGACUUUCAUGUGGUUUAUGCCCAGAAGCCAGAAGUGGAGGAGGAGUAA